GGAGAAACAAACGCAGUCAGUAAGCCUAUAAAAGCCUUAGCCAAUUGCAAUGGCGAACAUCCUGCUGGCAAGGGUGACCUUGAAUGAACUAAGUGGGAUAAAGUCACCAGCCUGGACUGACGGCUGAAGAAUCAGGCUGGAUUCCAGCAAACCAAGAGAGCAGGUUCCUGGCAAGAGUCUCCUGAGCUGUGGCAAUGGCUUCUCGAUGUCGGAAAUGUGGACAACAGGUGCCCAGGAAUCCACCUUUCACUGCCGUCCGGAUAACAGAAGGAGAAAUGAAAUCUUAUCAUGAUUUUAUAGGAGGAUGCAUUAGACUGGAACGCAUGACAAAGAAAGAUGAAAUCAUGCAGCAGGAGAUACGGCCGCUGGUUGCAGUGGAUAUAAUAGAGCAGCUCCACAGGCAAUUUGCUAUCUUGUCAGGAGGAAGAGGGAAGGAUGGAGCACCCAUUAUAACCUUUCCAGAAUUUGCAGGAUUCAGCGACAUACCUGAUGAAGAUUUUCUGAAUGUGGUCACAUAUCUAACCAGCAUUCCCAGUCUGGAAGCUGCCAGCAUCGGAUUCAUCAUCAUCAUAGACAGACGACGGGACAAAUGGAGUGCAGUCAAGGCAUCCCUGACACGAAUAGCAGGAGCAUUUCCAGGAAACCUGCAGCUGGUGUUUGUCCUACGACCCUCACGCUUUAUCCAAAGGACAAUCGCUGACAUUGGCAUUAAACUCUAUCGAGAUGACUUUAAAAUGAAGGUACCGAUCAUCAUGUUAAAUUCUGUGUCUGAUCUGCAUGGCUAUAUUGACAAAAGUCAGCUGACACGGGAGCUGGGAGGAACCCUGGAGUAUGGCCACAGUCAGUGGAUACAUCACCGAACCGCUAUUGAAAACUUUGCAAUGACAGUAAAAACAACAGCACAGAUGCUACAGACCUUUGGAACAGACCUAGCAGAGACUGAACUUCCCAACGAUGUGCAGUGCACAGAAGAGCUCCUCUGCACACACACUGAUCACCAUAGCAAGCUGAAGGAUGAGCUGAAACUAGCUGUGAAGCAGGGGGCCACCCUACUGACAUGCAUUAGGGAGCCAGUCACCCGAAGUGCCAACAGCAAACUCAGUCCAGAUGAACUGGAAAAUGUGGCAACAGUAGAAAGGUUGUUGGCUCAGUUGGAUGAAACAGAAAAGGCUUUUGAUCAAUUUUGGACCAAGCAUCACCUAAAACUAGAACAAUGCCUGCAGCUUCGACACUUUGAACAUGAUUUUAGAGAGGUAAAACUGGCCUUGGAUAAUCUCAUGGAAGCACAAGCAGCUUUUGCUGACAUUGGAGACAGUGUGACUCGAGUGGAGCACCUCCUAAGGGAACAGAAACAAUUAGAAGAGAAAGGACAGGAACCUUUGGAGAAGGCCCAGUCUCUAGCUCUCCAUGGAGAACAGCUCAUCCAAAACAACCAUUAUGCAGUUGACUCCAUUAGACCAAAGUGUGUUGAACUCAGGCGUAUUUGUGAUGACUUUACCAAUGAGACCAAGAAAAAGUGUGAUAUUUUGGGAAAGUCUCUUGAGCUUCAUAAGCAGUUAGAUAAGGCAAGCCAAUGGUGUGAAGCUGGGAUCUACCUCUUAGCUUCCCAAGCUGUGGACAAGUGCCAGUCACAAGAGGGAGCUGAAACUGCACUCGUUGAAAUUGAGAAGUUCCUGGUAACGGCUAAGGAACAUCAGCUCUCUAACCCGAAGGAGUUCUACAAUCAGUUUGACAUGAUCCUCACCCCUGAAAUAAAGGCCAAUGCCCAAAGAAUUCUACAAAAACUAGAAGAUGUACAAGAAAUGUUUGACAAGAGGCAAGUAAGUCUAAAGAAGCUGGCAGCCAAACAGACCCGGCCAGUACAACCUGUUGCCCCGCAUCCUGAAUCUUCCCCAAAGCGAGCAUCACCAAAGAUUACCAGACCAGCAGGAGUAGCUACCAACAGGAGGUCCACAGAAAUUUCCUGCCCUCCUAAGACCAUUUCUGAAGUAGAGUUAUCAAAAAAGAAAAACAUUAAGAAGAGUAAAGGUGGAAUUAAGAUUGAAGUGAUGCAUGAAGCUAGUCAAGGAGGAUCUAGCAGAGUCCUGGUGAUGAGUGAAAGUGAUGAGAACUUGUCAACAAGGAGGAGCCACAUAAUCAAUGAGCUGAUAGAAACAGAACGGGUUUAUGUAGAAGAGCUUCAAAGUAUAAUAGAGGGGUAUGCUUCAGAAAUGGACAAUCCCAAUUUAGUACAUCUGAUUCCAUCUGCACUUCAGAAUAAGAAGGAAAUUCUUUUUGGGAACCUCCCAGAAAUCUACGAAUUCCACAACAGGAUUUUCCUUAAGGAAAUAGAAAAUUGCAUUGAAAACCCUGAGCUUCUUGCCCGAUGCUUUUUGAAAAGAAAAGAGGACCUCCAAAUAUAUGAAAAGUAUUGUCAGAACAAGCCAAGGUCCGAAGCUCUCUGGAGACAGUGUGGAGACAGCAUCUUUUUUCAGGAGUGUCAGCGUAAAUUGGAUCAUAAGCUCUCACUAGAUGCUUAUCUCUUAAAGCCAGUCCAGAGAAUCACCAAGUACCAGUUGCUGUUAAAGGAAAUGCUGAAGUGCAGCAAGAAUUCAGAGGGUACUGCUGAAUUGGAAGAAGCCCUGGCCACAGUGCUUGAUAUCAUCAAAUCAGUAAAUGACUCCAUGCACCAGAUAGCAAUCACAGGAUAUGAGGGGGAUGUCAGUGAGCUUGGCAAGCUGUUGAUGCAAGGUUCCUUCAAUGUCUGGACUGACCACAAGAAGGGGCACAACAAGGUGAAGGAUUUGGCUAGAUUCAAACCAAUGCAGAGACACCUCUUCCUCUAUACAAAGAUGCUACUGUUCUGCAAGAAACGGGAGGAGAACACAGAUGGCCAUGAGAAGACAGCUUCAUACAGCUUUAAAAAUUCGUUAAAGAUGAGCACUGUGGGCAUUACAGAAAAUGUAAAAGGGGAUAACAAGAAGUUUGAGAUCUGGUAUAAUGGCAGAGAAGAGGUCUAUAUAAUUCAGGCAUCUUCUGUUGAGCUGAAAAACACCUGGAUUUCUGAGAUUCGCAAAGUCCUGACAGGACAAUUGGAAGCAUGUAGAGAAGCAAGUCAAUUGCACCAAAGAAUUACUGAAAGUGUAUACCAUGCACCAAUGGAUUCUUCCAACGCAAGCAGGUAUAGCAGGAAGUCAUCAAGUAUAUAUGAAAACAAAUCUGAGACAUCAAACGUGGAGGCAUCUAACAAUAAAAACAGGAAUUCCAGUCCCAGCGCCAGACAAAAGAGAGUUGAUGCUUCCACCAGCCUUAACCUUGAGCGCACAGCGCUUGCUAGAAAGCGAUUCACAUUGCAAGGUCUUUCCAACCGCAGAGCUCCACCCAAAGAUCCAGAAUCUAAGGAAAGAGAAGUUACCCGUCGCUUUUCCCUAGCCUCCUCCACCAGCACCACAGUUAAUUCUUCUGCUGUGACCAAAGGUCCCCUUGUGCCUGCAGUUAAAGUCAAGAGACAUGAAAUAAAGAGUGACCCAACUCCCCUGGGGUUUGAAGAUGCUUUUGAGAACACCAUAUUGGCCCAGACUAAAUGUAAUACUGGUUCUACCGCGAGACCUGUACCUAGAUCUGCUUCACAGACAGGUUGGCCCAGCAGGCAAAUGCCAUCUCUAGACACAUUUGAAGAUUUUGAAGCGAUCCCCUCCAGCACAGAUGAACUCUCCAACUCUUCUGACUUGGAGGAAGAGACCAACCCUAACAAUGGGACCAACCUUUUUCGGGUAGAAGGCAGUUUUGACAGCUGUUUCCCAGAUUCUCUUACAUUUGAGGAUGGCGAUUUGGUGCAGUUUGUGCAGGAAGGAGAGAACGGUCAAUGGUUAGUGAAGAAACUGGUCUCUGAGAAAAGCGACUGGGUUCCUUCCAGUAUAUUGCAGCCAGCAGAGGGGGAAAGUAACAACCUAAUUAAGAACAGCAAUGCAGACAUGUACAACGAUUCCUGCAGUACAGCCUCAGUAGAGUCAGACACCAAGGAGAGCGAGGUGGCCAAGAGCUUCCCAGCAGAACAGCGGGCUGGCAGCUGAACAGCAGGACUGGCCUUCCUCAGGAUCCCAUCCAUCUCUGUUUCCUUUGGGUGGACACUGGAUCAAAGUUGCCUUUCUCACAAGCUCUGAGGUUCACAAUUCACUCAAACUUUAUCAGCAUGAACACGUGAGAACAUCAUGGAAGCUGGGAACAUCAAACUUGAAAGGAGCAUUAAACAUCCAGAAAGCAUCAAACCCCACCUUCAGUAUUAGAGGAGAAAAAUGCUUCUCGCAUUGAUUAUCAGACUGUUUCGGAGGAUGUGGCCUAAAUUAGGUCGACAGCAGAGCUGAAGAGUUACUAUGCACGCACCUUUUGGCAACCUUGCUUCAACACCGAGUCACUGCAGAGGGAUACAUGCAUGGUUACGAGUUCUUGCUCUACCAUGGGGUCGCCUGGAGGUUUUUCCAUUUGCUUGCCUCUGGCUGUGCCUUCCCUGUCCUCCUUAAUUCCAGCUGAUGCAUCACAAAUGUGCUCUUUCUGAUGAUGGUCAACACCAAAACCAUCCCAUUUUAGGGUGGCUGUGGGAAGAAAGCUUCUGGCUUGGAUCAUCAGAGAGGCUUUGUGCAGCAAUGACGUGACCACUUUUGCAGCGGCACAGUGAAUGACCUGCUGCAUACAGCAUUACGUUGGAGACGAGGUGGCAACUCCUGGCUAUGAGGUGGAGGUGCAGGGCUUAGCAGGGAAGCAAAGAUGUGUGACAGCUACUGUGACGAAGAACAUUUUGAACUCUUUUUACAAUAUAAGUCAUUCCUCUGUCCCCUCUGCAGUCUGUGGUUGCUGGAUCACAAUCCUUUGCAUUUGGUGCCGAGAAUUCAAUUGAAUGCCAUUUAAUGUCGUAUGUUUGAGUAGACUGCAUGCUUUUUUUGUGUGCUGGGCUAUGGAAUAGAUACAUUUCACCCCCCAUUUGGAAUAUACUUAAGCAUUGCAAAUAGGCAGUGAACAUUAGAUGCUCCAAUGAGUGGAUAAAGUGUUGUUUUUAAAUACUUAUUUCCAGGACAUUUGAUUAAAGGACUGUACCAAAUCUCUGCCACAUAAGGAUGUAAUGUAUAAUGUAAAGUAAUUACAGAUAUUAUUAUUCCUAUACAAGCCAUUAGCUCAUUUAGAGCAGCUGUUAAGGCAUGAAGGCAUUUUGAUGGUAAUUGGGUCUUAGGUCCCACAUAAGCUGCUAAUACUUUAAUAAAUUAGAUAAGUAUUGACAAAGGAUUGCAGACAGGCAAAGAUCAGCGUGGUAAACAUGACCCUAGAAGCUCAAGAGUGAGUGAUUGGCUUUCAUCAUUAGGGAUUUUUUGUUUAACCCUGAGACUAGUGGUGCUCUAUGUAAAUAAUAAAGGGGGCGAAAGCACUAAAAAUGGAGAUGAAGCAAAACCAAAACCUGCUCUUUAGUAAUUGAACCUAUGAGCAAAAUAGUAGUAGAGUCUGUAUCAUUUCUGCUAUCAUCUUUGCAGGGACCUGAAUGUUUUUCUUUGUGUCUCAGUGGAGGCUGGCAUUGCAAAUAUCUUAGUGUGUGAGUUAGGAUAGCUGUGAAGCAGGUAGAUAGUCCCAUUCAAGAAAUGGCCUUGGAGUACGUAAAAGCUUAUUCAGAUUAUGUUUGCCUGUGAAGGCUUCUUGGUUAAUUAUGAGUUGCACUGUGGUGGUUAAUUCCUGUGGUUCUUCUAACUCUCAAUAUCAAAACUCUGUGAUUCUGAUGUUUUCCAUUCAUGACUAAAGGACCUGAGAGUUCUGUACCGUUUUGGAAGCUGACUUUGUCCUACAGCUUCUCUGGCUUGUGCUAGUCAUUUACCUUAAAAAUGACACAGAGGCUUUCAGGAACAUGAAUCCUAUUAGUCUACUGUAGUUAUGAGUAUCUUGAGGGAAGAACUGAUUCCGUUCAGUCCCCUAAGGAAACAUGUAGUGAUGUUUUCUUGUAGUGCAAUUAUUUUAUCCUCUCCCUAAAAUGAGUUCAUUUUGGUUUCUUAUUACUUUCAGUAAUUUUUGCACAAUCUGAUAACAGUGCUUCUGUAUACCCCUGCCCGAAGUAUAGGAGAGGAAAAGGGUAGGGAGCUUUGAUUGCACAUU
Falco peregrinus (peregrine falcon) is the source of this 6108-nucleotide messenger RNA. RefSeq names its product MCF.2 cell line derived transforming sequence-like 2 (gene MCF2L2). The transcript is spliced from 34 exons. NCBI's taxonomy places the organism in Eukaryota, Metazoa, Chordata, Aves, Falconiformes, Falconidae. Gene Ontology annotation, biological process: intracellular signal transduction. Gene Ontology annotation, cellular component: cytoplasm. Gene Ontology annotation, molecular function: guanyl-nucleotide exchange factor activity; protein binding. The coding region runs from base 195 to 4052 and encodes 1285 amino acids. The record is from RefSeq and is a predicted model, not a curated record.